Messenger RNA from Pelobates cultripes (western spadefoot toad), 7350 nucleotides. The record is from the annotation of a GenBank genome assembly. NCBI's taxonomy places the organism in Eukaryota, Metazoa, Chordata, Amphibia, Anura, Pelobatidae.
AUGAUAAACAGAGAUGGAUCUCCUGAGUGCCGGGCUGUUGGUGGGAAUCCAGCAGCUGAUAUUUCCUGGAUUCCGGAAUCAGAUAAUGUCACUACUAGAAGGGGAAUGGAGUCGGACAAUACUUGGACAGUUAUUAGUACAUACAGCGAACACGGAAUCAGUGGGAGAGAAGUGAAAUGUAAAGUUUCUCAUCCUGCAUUUACUCAUCCUCAGAUAAUGUCCGUUCUAAUACCUGGUAAGAUUACAGUUUUUCAUUUGUUUGUUUUCCUAGAAUGUAAAUGCACUUCACCUAGAAAUAUAUACAGACUAUUUACAGACAAUUUUUUAAUUAAUUAACAACUUUACUACCAAGCAGUUCAUGUUUUACAAAUAUUAGUAAAUCUAGAUGUGAUACACUGAUGAUUGGUUUGUAAUAGUAAAAGUGAUAUUUUCAUUUUACUGAUCAGCGACUACAACAUGCAUCAGUAAUGAUACUCAUAUUGCAAACACCUGUGUCUUUGUUUAAACAGAUAUAGAUUUAACAGACUGCUUAAUUAAAAAUAUUUAAGUGUCAAUUAAUUAAAUCGGCUGCUCACACUUUCCAAUCGUGUGGAUUUCCCAAACACACUAAAAGCUCAAAAGUGACCCAAGGAAUAAACAAGCAGUGGAACACUAUUGUGAUAACCAAUUGGUGAAUACACAAAUACCUUAAUUAACUUGACAACUUUCAUUUUUUUUUCUGUUAUCCAAUUUUGGACCUAUAUACCUCCAUUAAAUGCUCCUUGACUCUUGUCAGCUGUAUGGUGGUAUGGUCCUUAAACAUGCAAACUUCAUAUUCUGUGACAAUUUAUAGGCUCUAAAUUUGUGAGUGUUUAUGUUACGACACGUACCGUCGGGUAGAUGAAGCCGCCGUUUAGGCAAUAAUCCCCUUCUCCAGAAAUGCAGUUUAAAUCCAGCCGAUCGCCAAACUCCCGAACGAAGUCCGCGAACACGGCAACUCCCGAUCAGCCAAACAGUCGAACGCCUUCCACAGCUAGAAAUAACGAAAACGCUGUCCCAAUAAUAAUUCCCCCCACAAACGAGACCAAGCUCCGUCUUGAGGGUCAAAUGAAGAUCUGUUUAAUGGGGGCUACCUGCCCGGUAUUUAUGCAGGUCUCCACAAGGUGGACACUCCCCGAGGGGACCUUGUGGAAGACUGUAACACAUAUUGGACAGUAGCCAAUCGCAGUGGCUUCAAUAAUAGCCCUUCCCAUCUUGCCCAUAAUUCCGUCUUCUUUACCUUGGAGAUAAUUGGGGAAGAAACCUAAUUAUCUCCCAAGGUAGAGACCAUCGCCAUCUUAAAUUACAGUAACAAAAAGACAUUAAAAUACAUAACUACAGAAAUACCGAAUGCAUAUGGUUCGUGUAACGUAUCCCCAGACAGCCUGGAUCUGAGGGCAUGUUUUCACCGAAUAGCGCUCAGAUCCGAUGUAUCUAGUCGAAUCGCCAUGGAGUCAAAGUCGUUCACCAGUCCUUCGGUAUACGAAUGACUCCAUGGGAUGGCUGUCGGGGUAAAAGUCCAUACGGAUGAAUAAAACUCCCGAACGACCGACGUUCGCAUGCCUUGUCGAAAAGGAAGGUAGGCAGCAGCUUUUCAGCGGUGUUCGGUAGUUUAAGUGUCCGUUUUUAGUUCCAUACAGUUUGUACCGAACACCGCUCUGUGUUCGUAUGUCCCAAAAUGGCCGCUGCCUCGUGGUCGACAUGCGAACGACGACCACCCGUACGAAUGGAAUGGAGAGGUGUCUGCGGUUAACCACAACGUUCUAAUUGGGGCCAAGAGGUUAACCAGCAGCACACUCCUCUCCUGGGUGGUCGUUCGUUCGGUAGUUUCAAUCGGCAUUUUGCAAAUACACGAACGGGGGUAUAUGAACAGGCAAUUCCGCGAACAAAGGGAAACAGACGAACCAACAAUGCAGAUGAAUCUGUCACACGGCUCCCCCCUUGUGGGACACUCCGGCAGACCCGGCUUGACCCUUUAGCGGGUCAACGUGGGGAUGACCGGACUAAGAUGGGGUGAGGAUGUCGGUUUGCCUGGACAAUCCAUCUGCGUUCCCAUUCUGCUUACCGGGUCGAUAAGUGAUGGUGAAGUUAUAUGGCUGUAGUGCUAAACUCCACCUCAGCAGUCUGCCAUUGUCUCCAGAGACCCGGUUAAGCCAGACAAGGGGAUUGUGGUCCGUCACAAGGUAAAAUUCCUGUCCAUAUAAAUACGGGCUUAGCUUCUUCAAUGCCCACACCAGGGCCAAACAUUCCUUCUCCACUGCCGCAUAACUCACUUCUCUGGGUAACAACUUUCUGCUGAGAUAUGCGACAGGGUGCUCUCCUCCAUCUUCCCCGACCUGGCUCAGCACAGCCCCCAGUCCAUACAUGGAAGCAUCUGUAUGGACGAGAAAACGUUUGUUAGGGACUGGGGCAGCCAGGACAGGGGCAUUCACAAGAGCUUGUUUGAGUGCUUGGAACGCAGCUUCACAAGCCGGAGACCACAGGACCUGCUUAGGAAGAUUUUUCUUGGUCAAGUCAGUCAGGGGUUUAGCAAUAGAGCUGUAGUCGGGGACGAAGCGUCUAUAGUACCCUGCUGUCCCUAGGAAGGCUAACACCUGGGUCUUGGUGAUAGGUGUGGGCCAGUUGGCAACUGCCUCUAUCUUGGCUGGCUCUGGCCUCUGGCUCCCACACCCUACUCUGUGACCCAGGUACUGCACUUCAGCCAUGCCUAAAUGGCACUUCUCUGGCUUCAAUGUCAGGCCAGCGGCCCAAAUUUUGUCCAGUACUACCCCUACAUGUACCAGGUGUUCCUCCCAGGACUCACUGUAGAUCGCAAUGUCAUCCAGGUAUGCACAAGCAAAUUCCUGGAAUCCAUCAAGAAGUCUAUCCACCAUGCGCUGGAAGGUAGCCGGGGCAUUCUUCAUCCCAAAUGGCAUGACCUUAAAUUGGUACAGGCCAAAUGGGGUGACGAAGGCCGACUUGGGGAUAGCAUCCUCGGCCAGGGGAAUCUGCCAGUAGCCUUUGCACAGGUCUAUGGUGGUCAGAUAGCGUCCCCUGGCAAUGCGAUCUAGCAAUUCGUCUACCCGGGGCAUCGGGUAGGCGUCAGUGGUGGUCCGCUCAUUGAGACGCCUGUAGUCCACACAGAACCGGGUGGUCCCAUCCUUCUUGGGCACCAGGACUACAGGCGAGGCCCAAGGGCUAUCGGAGUGUUCGAUGACCCCCAGCUGGGUCAUCUCCUGUAUCUCCUUCCGCAUUCCUUCCCGGACUGCUUCAGGGAUACGGUAAGGGGGUUGUCGCAGAGGGUUCUGUCCAGGGGUUUCUACCUUGUGUACAGCUAGGGUAGUGUAACCAGGUUCUUGGGAGAAGGUCGCCUGCUUUUCCCACAAAAGCUGUCUUGCCUGGCCCUUCUCGGUAGCGCUCAAUCUGUCCCCUAGCUGUACUAGGCUAGUAAGAUCCGUCUGGGGGUCCCUCUCUAACAGGUCUGGCAAGGGUAAACUUUCUGUAUCAUCUGCAGCAGGGGCACAUACUGCAGCGACAUUCUCCGGUCUCUCCUGAUACUCCUUUAGCAUGUUCACAUGGAAGGAUCGCUGGAUCCUUUCAUCUGAACAGCUGGCUAUAAGGUAGGUAGUAUCACAUAUCUGUGCUAACACCUUAUACGGGCCCUGCCAAGAUGCCUGCAUCUUGUUCGCCUUCACAGGUUUGAGCACUAGUACUUUCUGCCCAACCUGGAAAACUCGCUGUCGGGCACCCCGAUCGUACCACCUCCUCUGUCUCCCCUGAGCCACCUGGAGAUUCUCCCUUACCAUUAGGGACAGUUUCUCCAUGCGGUCCCGGAGUUCCAGAACAUAUGGUACUAUGGGGGUCCCUUCCUGCUCUGUUUCCCCCUCCCAGUGGCCUCUAAUGAGAUCUAGGGGUCCGCGGACCCUUCUCCCAUAUAGCAACUCAAAGGGGGAGAACCCAGUAGAUUCCUGGGGCACCUCUCUGUAGGAAUCUACAUAUCUGGCCAAAAGGGCAUCUUUCACUGCCCUGUAGCUGGUAAGUUCCUCCUCUGGGAUGGCCCGAAACGCCUCACUGGCCCGGCCGGAUAACUUCCCAGAGAGGAUGGGGACCCAUUCUCCUGCGGGUACCUGGUGUAAGGCACAUUGCCUUUCAAAAUCCACCAGGAACCCAUCGAUUUCUCCUUCGGCUUCUACAAAGUUCCGAAAUGCAGCAAAAGGUACUUUUCUCCUUCCAUUAUUAUUAUUAUAAGGUACCUCAGCUGCUGCAGCGCCUCUUCCUUGAAGCGCCUGUUGUGCUGCUACUGCUGCUUUCACUUGCACCACAAUAUCUGCUGCGGGGUUGGGGCCAAAAUGUGCCAGCCUGAUCUGAACUGCCCGGUUAAACUGUAUCUCCUCGGGUGUUAACUCCAGUAUGCCAGGCACAUUCGCUCCCCCCGCUCCCUGUGCUGCAUCCAUUUCCAAUAGUAUCGAAAUAAUCUCUCUUUUCUUGAGAUUACUCGCUGAUCGUCCUCUGCGUUCCAAUAUAUCUUUAAGGGUAGCACGCCUUAACUCCUCAUACUGCAUUUCCAACCUGGGAUGUGUAGCUGGCCUUCUGGGCUGUAGGAUUCAUCCCGUCGCUUGCCACCAAUUGUUACGACACGUACCGUCGGGUAGAUGAAGCCGCCGUUUAGGCAAUAAUCCCCUUCUCCAGAAAUGCAGUUUAAAUCCAGCCGAUCGCCAAACUCCCGAACGAAGUCCGCGAACACGGCAACUCCCGAUCAGCCAAACAGUCGAACGCCUUCCACAGCUAGAAAUAACGAAAACGCUGUCCCAAUAAUAAUUCCCCACAAGACCAAGCUCCGUCUUGAGGGUCAAAUGAAGAUCUGUUUAAUGGGGGCUACCUGCCCGGUAUUUAUGCAGGUCUCCACAAGGUGGACACUCCCCGAGGGGACCUUGUGGAAGACUGUAACACAUAUUGGACAGUAGCCAAUCGCAGUGGCUUCAAUAAUAGCCCUUCCCAUCUUGCCCAUAAUUCCGUCUUCUUUACCUUGGAGAUAAUUGGGGAAGAAACCUAAUUAUCUCCCAAGGUAGAGACCAUCGCCAUCUUAAAUUACAGUAACAAAAAGACAUUAAAAUACAUAACUACAGAAAUACCGAAUGCAUAUGGUUCGUGUAACGUAUCCCCAGACAGCCUGGAUCUGAGGGCAUGUUUUCACCGAAUAGCGCUCAGAUCCGAUGUAUCUAGUCGAAUCACCAUGGAGUCAAAGUCUUUCACCAGUCCUUCGGUAUACGAAUGACUCCAUGGGAUGGCUGUCGGGGUAAAAGUCCAUACGAAUGAAUAAAACUCCCGAACGACCGACGUUCGCAUGCCUUGUCGAAAAGGAAGGUAGGCAGCAGCUUUUCAGCGGUGUUCGGUAGUUUAAGUGUCCGUUUUUAGUUCCAUACAAUUUGUACCGAACACCGCUAUGUGUUCGUGUGUCCCAAAAUGGCCGCUGCCUCGUGGUCGACAUGCGAACGACGACCACCCGUACGAAUGGAAUGGAGAGGUGUCUGCGGUUAACCACAACGUUCUAAUUGGGGCCAAGAGGUUAACCAGCAGCACACUCCUCUCCUGGGUGGCCGUUCGUUCGGUAGUUUCAAUCGGCAUUUUGCAAAUACACGAACGGGGGUAUAUGAACAGGCAAUUCCGCGAACAAAGGGAAACAGACGAACCAACAAUGCAGAUGAAUCUGUCACAGUUUAUUAGGGGUAGGGUUAGGCCCUUCGGUUUGGUUCGGCACUUCCGAAAUUUAGCACUUUGGGAAUUUGGUUCGGCACUUCCGAAAUUCGACACUUCAAUAAUUCAUCAAUUUGGCAACUCGGAAGCAUCCGAAUGUCUGAAUUGCCGAAAUUCUGAAUUGCAAAUGUCUAAUUUUUAAUCUAAGUGUAACUACCUCCUGGUUUGGUUUGUUUGUCUGUUUAUGUCUCCAAAUUAUUGUGCAGAAUGAUGUGAAAUGUUUAUCUGAUUUAACAUGUUUCUGUUUUCAGAUGUCGUUGUGUCUGUUGUCGCUGGUUCUAUUGGCAUUCUACAUUGUGCACAUGAUCCCGGAGAUACAUUUAUAAUGAUCACAUGGCGAAUCCAUCCUCUGUAUAAAGAUCCCUGCUACAUGUCACUCUUAGACAGUCACACCCUCAAAACCUGCACAGAGAGAGCAAUACAGGACAAGAUGUCGCUGAGAAUAUUGAAUACUGAGAUAACCGAUACUGGGAUAUACACCUGUGAAGUGGUAACUGACGAGGGGAAAUUCCCAAGCAGCGUUCUGUUACAAGUAAUAGGUAAGAAAUAACUUAUUAUAAAUACUGAAUUAUUAAUAACUUUUACUAAUACUAAAUUAUAAAUAACUACUAUUAGUUACUUAAUAACUCCUACUAGUUCUUGAAUCAUUAAUAACUUUGACUAGUUACUAAAUAAUACAUAACUUCUACUAAUUGCUGAAUAAUAAAUAAUGUUUAAUAAUCCUCUAGUGGAUAGGUUCCUUAGCAACACCCACUAAAAAAAAGCCAUGUACUUACCAAGCCCUAAUAAUAGUGAGGGGGGACAUCUGUUAAAAUAUAUAUACUUACCAUCAGAAAUCUUCUUUCUUAAAAUUCUUCAACCCCCAAAGAAGACCAAAUAAAUAAAAAAAAUGUCAUUACCCUCCUUUAUUGAAUUAAUUAGAGCCCCCACCCAUCACCCAUGGUUGGGGCAAUGGAGGGCACUAGGUCCUCCCCUGCACAUUAUGAUUAGGGUCCCCACCUACCACAAAUGGGUGGGAGCUAGGGGGAGAACAUUAGGUCAUCUCCCUGAUCAUUGGCAAUCUCAUGUCCCCCCUUAUUAAUAGCUCACAUCUGAGGGCCAUACGUGGGGGAAUAGUCAUUACCAAAUGCCACUUAAUUAUACAAUAGCCCUCUCCUGCCUGCCAUGGUUGGAUUGUGGGUGUGGCGUAAUCGAGCAUGUCCUCCAUUUACAUAUUAAAUGCCUGGACCUGCUACCAUGGGUGGGAGCAUAGGAUGUGUCUCAGUGGCGUGGCCUACUGGCAGUGACCCUCCUCCCACCUUCUGAAACCUGACAGCGAUCCUGCUCUGCUAGCCAGGUCUCGUCCAUACGGUGCAGUGAGUUAGAGAAAGAGGCGGGGUCGGAAGAUGGAAGUGAGGUCACUUCCUGUGCUCUCCUGUCCUGUAGUUUGCUGGCAGAGACACCAUGUAUUUUCUCCCCCCUCCCCGCUCAGAUCCCCUUUCUCCCUUCACAGACCCCUCCUCUUCCUGCACUCAGACCCCCUCUCUCCCCUGUAUAGACCCCCUCUCUCCCUUGUAUAGACCCCCUCUAUCCCCUCUAAAGAUCCCCUUCCCAGUAUAG